AUGUGGGAGCUGGCCCCAUUUGAGUCCCCAGCAGAUCGCGCCUGUGGAGGAGGGAGCUGGCUGAAGCAGCCGCCCGGGGCCGCCCUCGCUCCGUGCCGGCUGCGCCUCCCGGCAGGGCUCCGGGACCGGCCGGCGGGCGCGCUCCCGCGAGCUUUCCGCGAGCUUUCCGCGGGCGCGGGGCUCCCGCCGCGCCCGCGCGUUGCGAAGCGGCUCCGCGGCCGCGCUGCUCGGCCGGGCCCGAGGGGCGCCCGGGGGGCGGGGAGGGAGCGGCGCGCCAUGGCGGCCGCCGGGCGGGGCGAGCCCGCGGCGGAGGGGGCGCGAGGUAAGAGCGCGGGGGCCGGGGCCGGCUCGUACCGGGGUGCCGCCUCGGGGCCGGGGGAGGCGGGCCCGGCCCGGCCCGGCCCAGCACGGCCCGGCCCAGCACGGCCUGGCCCGGCGAGGCCGCCGCGCCCCGGCUGGCUGCGCAGGGCCGGGCCGGGCCGCGCCGCUCAGGGAGCGCUUUGCCCUGCCGCCACAGGAGCCGGCAGCGAAAACGUGCUGGAUUAUUUCCUGGGGUUGCACCGCAUUAAAGCAAGAGAUGGGGCAGAAAUCUCCUGGUAUCACGCAGCGAACAAAAAAUCCCAGAUGGAAGAAGCCGUAAAAAGUGCUGUUCACAUGGUAGAAGCAGAUAUUCUUCUUCGUGAUGACAAGGGAGGAAAUGGUGACCCGAUCAUGGCUCAUCCACCUGAAACAGAUAGUGACAACACGUUGCAGGAAUGGCUAAAAGAGAUUGUGAAGACAGACAAAGGCAUCAAGCUGGAUUUUAAGAGUCUAGAAGCUGUGAGGCCUUCUUUGGAGCUUCUUGAACGUGUGAAGCGGCAUUUGAGACGACCUGUUUGGAUCAAUGCAGAUAUUCUACCAGGACCUAAUGGAAACAGUGCUGUAGUGGAUGCAAAAGGAUUCCUUGAUGCUGUCACUUCAUUCUUCCCAGAUGUAACCUUAUCACUGGGAUGGUCAACUGGCUGGCACCCUGAAAAACCCAAUAAAGGCUAUGACUGGAUGAUGGUGAAAGAAAUGGCUCAGAUAUGCAAUACUCUUUCUCAGCCUGUAACUUUCCCUGUAAGAGCGGCAUUCGUAUCGCAGUCGAUACCUGAGCUAUGCUGGUUAUUACAGCAGUCAGAUAGAUACAGCCUCACUGUUUGGACAGGAAAGCAAGAUGAGUAUUCUGUAGAAGAUUUGCUUCAUACACGAGAAAACUUCGAUAAAAUAGCAUGUAGUACCGAUUACCCAUGUUCCCUAAAUGUUCUUGCAUGUUGCAAGAUGUUGCAAGUACAUGAAGAGGAGCAUGUCCCCAGAUGAUACCUGUGAACCAAGGUAAUUUACUGCCAAUUGCUUUUGUGUAAGCCAAAGUCUGUGGGACACUAGAUCUCUACCAAAGACUUUAUUUCUACCCUUGUACUGAAGGACAAACAGGGAAACGAGACUGUAGUGAGUACAGAACAAUGCAUUUCUGAAGGAGUUACUUUUUAGCUCAUCUUGAUAUACUCCAUUUUUAGUGCUAUUAGGCACUAAAGUAUAUGAAUAAAAGUAUAUGAAUAAAAGAAUUUGCUUUUGAGGCGCAUAAAGGAAAUAACUUUAGGAGACAUUGCUGUAGCAAUAUUCAUUUACUGAAUGCAAAGAUGUCAUUAAAUAGCAUUGAGUUCUUGCAUUAUGCUUUCUAAACACUUAAGUAGUUCUAGGUUUAGUCUAGAUUUCUUUUCAAGAUAUUGCUUACUAUUCAGAAACAACAACUCCCUAGCCAUCCUUUUAAUUUUAAUAGAUAUAAAAGCAAGAGUAUCUCCUUGUCCUUUUGUUACACAAUUUAUAUAAGGGUUUAGGACUGGAAUGGACUCCUAGAUCAGGUUAUGCUCCUUGCUGUUGCAGGUACUUACAUGUAUUGAUUUAACAGAUUUCCUCUAAAGGUUUUUUAAGCCUUUUUGCUUCCACACUGGCAGUCUUUUCUACUGUUUAGAAACCCUUUCCCCACUUCACAAUUCCCAUCUGAAGGAUUAGGAAUUGUUAAAACUGAUUACAUUAUUAAAUAGAAAACACUAUCAGUAAUUACCAAAAGUAUUUUCAAGGGUACAGACAUCAUGGAGGAGUUAUCAUUAGACUAGUACCUGUGGAUAUGCAUAAACAGGGAUAUUUGGAUAGAAUUAAUAAGACAUGAUCUGGGUAACCAGAAAAAUUAAUAAGGUAACAAGACACCUAACUGUGUUAGGCAAAAUGUUAGCUAUAAAUUUCGUGAAGCAUUCUUGUAAUGAAGUGUUUGUCUUUAUGGUGAGUUUCGUUAUUCUACAUGGAUUAUCCUAUGUAUCUGAAUUUCUGCAUGUAUCUUCUUUUUUACCCAUGUAAAAGUAAGUAAUUAUGUUAAGUUUCCUGUGAAGUGGUUUGUUUUGUUUAGGAUUUGUUCUGAUUUGCACAUAGGAAAAUACAUUUGAAUGUGUUUCUCUGUUUUCAUGCAAGUCUUGAUAUAAAUGCUUUCCUUGUAAAAUCAAAUGUGUUAACCUGGGGGCUGGCAAUGAAAUAAUAAAGGUGAGAUGAAAGCUGGUUAUUUAUUCUAUUGGAAAUGGGUAUCUAUGAAAGUAAAUCUGUUGGCCUAGCCAUUGCACUCUCUUUUAUCUUGUGUCCUUGUACUUAGCGUUUUGUUUAGGCGUUGUAAGUUCUAUGUCUUCUUUGUGGAGUCAUUUUCUUUAACAGUGUUGUUUCAUGUCUGGUGGCACUUUCAGCCAGAUUUUUAGACUUGCUUGUCCUUGUUGUGUGGACAAAUUUGGUUGACUUUAAUGGAACUAUACAUAAUUUAUAGAGUGUUUUAACAGUUGUGUUCAAACUCCAAAAGGACUCCCAGGUGAGUUAAUAGAUUAAUAAACCAUUUCUGAUUUACUGCAA
Messenger RNA from Rhea pennata, 2907 nucleotides. It is a transcript of the gene FAM151B, whose product is annotated as family with sequence similarity 151 member B. The coding region runs from base 1 to 1338 and encodes 445 amino acids. The record is from RefSeq and is a predicted model, not a curated record. NCBI's taxonomy places the organism in Eukaryota, Metazoa, Chordata, Aves, Rheiformes, Rheidae. The transcript is spliced from 6 exons.